GCGAGGGAAGCCCAAGAAAUGGUUCUCAUGACAUGCUCUCUGAUACAAUUAGUGGAGGUACUAAUCUACUGUAUGGAUCUAGCUCCCAUGGUGGAGAUGAUUCUCUUACUUCCGAGAUAGUGAACGUACGUCUUCAAAAGAGAGUUGAGACCGACCACCAAGAUGAGGAUACUAGGAAGCACAAGGAUCUUGGUUCUUCAUCAUCUAAUUCCAAGCAGUCCACUGAGGAAAAUGGAAUACCGGCUAAGCAUCAGAAAGUGAAGUUGACAGAUCUUGCAGGGGUGUUUGAGAAGACGGCUGCACAGGAAUUCUACUGUCCUAAUUGCAAAGCUUGCAUCACCGAGGUUCUAAUUGGCGAAAGCGAACCAAAACUUCCUUCACCACUUAUUCAUUGGCCGGAAGAACCUCUUAGUCCAACACCUUCUGAGCUAGAAGAACCUCUUACUCCACUACGUCCUCAAGUGACAGAAGAACCACCAGUCAGAUGCACUUCGUGCUUUAGUCUCCUAUUUCAUGCAGGCGAUUGGAUCUUUCGUCGAGAUCGACCAGUCCCUACUGAGCAAGUUAUUACUGUGCCAGAUGAUCAAAUGCCACUAUUGCCACCACGAGAUGCUACUAAUAAGAGGUUGGAAAUCAUCAAAAGCAUCGUUUACGGUGGUUUAACUGAAGCAAUUGCGAGCUUAAGUAUUGUGGCAUCUGCAGCUAGUGCUGAUACUGCCACAGUGAACAUUUUCGUUUUGGCAUUGGCAAACUUGCUUGGUGGUCUUUUCAUCAUUGGACACAAUCUCUGGGAACUGAAAGCAGAUCAAGAUGACAGUAAAUAUCAAGAAGUACUUGGGAACAAAGAGAAUUUCAUUUUUCAUUCCCCAGUUGCCAUAUUAUCGUUCCUCAUUUUCGGGUUGGUACCUCCAUUGGUUUAUGGCUUCUCAUUCCCUAAUAGCGACGACAGCGACCUAAAGAUUGCAGCAGUUGCUGGAUCUUCUCUUUUAUGCAUCAUACUUCUGGCAAUUGGAAAGGCUUACAUCCAGACGCCACCCAAAAAGUACAUCAAAACUGUGCUGUACUACUUCGUGAUCGGGGUCGGGGUCGCCGGUCUUUCUUACUUAGCAGGAGAUCUGAUUAACAAACUUGUAGAGAAGCUUGGAUGGUUCAGCUCAGCUGUAGCUGGCGGUCUGCCUCUUCCUCAUCAGACGAUGAUGAGUACAGUGAAGCCUGCAUGGGAAUCCUGGUGACAUUUUAACUAUAUAUCUCUUAACUAAUCGUGCCCCAACCAUUUUUCAGCAAAUUAAUUAACUAUCUUACUCGUACGUAAAAUAAAAGUGGUUGGAAAUGUUUUACUCAGCUGGUUU
Fragaria vesca subsp. vesca is the source of this 1349-nucleotide messenger RNA. RefSeq lists its product as uncharacterized. NCBI's taxonomy places the organism in Eukaryota, Viridiplantae, Streptophyta, Magnoliopsida, Rosales, Rosaceae. The transcript has 6 exons. The record is from RefSeq and is a predicted model, not a curated record. The coding region runs from base 33 to 1232 and encodes 399 amino acids.